UUUUUGAUCAGUAGUCUUCAUCUUCACUUGAUUAUUAUAAUACAGACCGUUUUGCUAAAACCAGCUGCACUGAUUUUUUACCAUACGAAUUAGGGGCGGAUGGUGGGAAUUAAUACUGAUGAUCAAGUAAAUGUAUCUGAUGUUGAUUCGUCUUCAUUGAGAAUCGAACUUGAUCAACUUAAGGCAAAGUUGUCUCUUUCCAAUCAUUUUGGAUCCUGGGUUGCACCCGACAUUGAUUCUUCUUCUUCAUCAUCAUCAUCAUUGAGAAUCGAACUUGAUCAACUUAAGGAAAAGAUCUGUCUUUUAGGUAAUUUUGGAUCCUUGGUUGUACCUGAAGUUGAUUCUUCUUCAAAAUUAAAAAUCGAACUUGAUCAACUCAAGACAAAGAUCUCCCUUUUAGGUUCGGGAGUGGAUAGAUUGAACGGCCAGAAAGUAAAAGGUGUGAAUUUGGGCAAUUGGUUGGUUAUUGAAGGAUGGAUGAAACCUUCAUUAUUUCAGGGUAUUCCUGAAGGAGAUAUGCUUGAUGGAGCAAAGGUUAGGUUCAAAUCUCUGAGCAGAAAUAAGUAUGUAUGUGCAGAGGAGGGAGGGGGUUCCGGCAUUGUCACUGUAGACAGGGAGAAAGCUAGUGCUUGGGAAACCUUCAGAUUGUGGAGAGUGUCUCAAUCGGAAUUUCAGUUUCGCACUUACAAUGGACAAUUUCUAUCUUGCCGCGGAGAAGGGGCCAUUGUCUCCACAACAUCUAAUUACCCGUCUUUGACUGAAACGUUUUCUAUUGUAAGGAGUAGUAAUGAUAGAGUUCAUAUUAAACUAUCUAGUGGUACGUAUUUGCAGGUGUCUUCCGGAAAUGAGCUCAGAGCAGACUAUGUAGGCAACCCAGGGUGGGAAAAAUAUCCAGCCACAUUUGAAAUGACUUUUGAUGGUGAAAAUAUGCGUGGGGAGUACCAGCUCGCAAAUGGGUAUGGAUAUGAAAAGGCGAAACAAGUACUGGAUGAACAUAGGGGCAGCUAUAUUACACAAGCAGACUUUCAGUUUCUUAGCAGAAACGGUAUAAACACCGUGAGGAUUCCUGUUGGGUGGUGGAUUGCCCAAGAUCCCAACCCACCGGCUCCUUACGUUGGGGGAAGUUUGGCAGCUCUUGAUAAUGCAUUCAAAUGGGCACAGGAGUAUAACAUUAAAUGCAUAAUCGACCUUCAUGCAGUUAAUGGUUCCCAAAAUGGAUGGGAUCACAGUGCAGGUCGAGAUGGUUCUGUGGGCUGGCCAACAUCUAAUGAACACAUCCAGCAAAGCCUUGAUGCGAUAGAAUUCAUAGCUUCCAAAUAUGGAAGCAGUCCUGCUUUAUUGGGGAUUCAACUUUUGAAUGAACCAAAAGCUCCUGAAGUUCCGCUCAAUACCUUACUGGAUUACUACUCAAAGGGAUACAAUAUUGUCAGGAAUUAUUCAGCUACAGCUUAUGUAAUAAUGUGUCAGUUGAUUGGCGCAGACCCAUCAGAGCUUUAUCAUGCUAUUGCGAACAUGGGUUUAUCAAACGUAGUGGUGGAUGUACAUUUCUACAAUUUCUAUCAAUCAAAAUUUGAUACGAUGAGCCCCGCAGAGAAUAUUCAAUUCAUCAAAGAGAGCAGGAAAGCUCAAGUAGAUUCCCUAAACAUUGCUAAUCGAGAUGGUCCAUUGGUUUUUAUUGGGGAGUGGGUGAAUGAAUGGAGCUUUAGAGGCGGUUCUCAGGAGAAUUAUCAAGACUUUGGUGGAGCACAGUUAGAUGUUUAUGGUUCAGCUUCUUUUGGAUGGGCAUAUUGGUCACUCAAGAAUGUUCAUGAUCAUUGGGAUCUCGGGUGGAACAUCAAGAACAAAAUCCUGCAGUUAUAAGGUACGAACAAUUACAUUAUUUUGUAGUACUACCAGUUAAAUCCAUGUUACAUUUGUGCAACUCGGCUUAGGUUUGCCUGGGAAGUAUUGACUCAUUUGGUGCUCGUAACUCAUCCUAAGCAAUUGCGGUUAUUCCUAUUGGCUAGUAGAUAUUGCUACUUGCACAAUGAUUGUAAUUUACGGAAACCUCUUUAUAAGAAAAAAUUCAUGUAGUCAUUGAGUAUAAAUAAGAAUAAGUUUUGUGUCA
Papaver somniferum (opium poppy) is the source of this 2107-nucleotide messenger RNA. RefSeq names its product glucan 1,3-beta-glucosidase A-like. Gene Ontology annotation, molecular function: protein-macromolecule adaptor activity; actin filament binding; hydrolase activity, hydrolyzing O-glycosyl compounds. The record is from RefSeq and is a predicted model, not a curated record. NCBI's taxonomy places the organism in Eukaryota, Viridiplantae, Streptophyta, Magnoliopsida, Ranunculales, Papaveraceae. Bases 100 to 1860 code for a protein of 586 amino acids. The transcript has 9 exons. Gene Ontology annotation, cellular component: cytoplasm; actin cytoskeleton. Gene Ontology annotation, biological process: actin filament bundle assembly; establishment or maintenance of cell polarity; cell migration.